Messenger RNA from Colias croceus (clouded yellow), 3283 nucleotides. RefSeq names its product importin subunit alpha-3 (gene Kap-alpha3). Bases 211 to 1758 code for a protein of 515 amino acids. Gene Ontology annotation, cellular component: cytoplasm; nucleus; nucleoplasm. The record is from RefSeq and is a predicted model, not a curated record. Gene Ontology annotation, biological process: NLS-bearing protein import into nucleus. Gene Ontology annotation, molecular function: protein binding; nuclear import signal receptor activity. Lineage: Eukaryota; Metazoa; Arthropoda; Insecta; Lepidoptera; Pieridae. The transcript is spliced from 6 exons.
AAAAAGAAAGAAUUCAAGGAGGAGGGAGGAAGUGAAUCGGACGGUUUUAAUUUGUAGAAUAUUCUGUGAAGAGGUUAAUGAUUCAGCAAACUCAAAAGUGCCGUUAAAACAUGUCUGAUUAGUUUUCUAUAACAUUAUUUUAAGUUAAUUCUUUGUUUCAUUGUGUACGAAUUGUGAAUCUUCCAACAACCAGACGACGACCACAAUAAAAUGGCGACGGACCCAGCGAAAAACCGCAUGCAUGUUUUCAAGAACACAGGCAAAGAUGUCGAUGAAAUGCGCAGACGACGAAAUGAAGUGACAGUUGAGCUUAGAAAGAAUAAAAGGGAAGAAACGCUUCAAAAACGUCGUAAUGUGCCCAUUAGUGACUCGACAGACGAAGAUGAAAUCGAAAGAACGUUGGCAUCGACAGAUUUACAAGAGCUGGUUAUGAAUGCGGCGAACGUCGAAAACCCCGAUGUGCAGCUAAGCGCAGUUCAGCAAUGUAGGAAAUUAUUGUCCUCUGAUAAGAACCCGCCAAUAGAUGAUUUGAUAGACACAGGAAUUCUUCCGAUUCUCGUCAUGUGCCUUUCUAGGGCAGAUAAUCCUACGCUCCAAUUCGAGGCUGCUUGGGCGCUUACGAAUAUUGCGUCAGGGACAUCUGCCCAGACGAACAAAGUUGUCCACGCCGGUGCAGUGCCAUUGUUCUUGCAGCUACUCAUGUCGCCCCACGAGAAUGUGUGCGAGCAGGCUGUGUGGGCUCUCGGUAACAUCAUUGGUGAUGGACCGGUUCUGCGUGACUUCGUCGUGGAGCUGGGCGUUGUCAAACCUCUCCUUAGUUUUAUUAAACCUGAAAUACCAAUAUCUUUCCUGCGCAAUGUCACAUGGGUGAUUGUGAACUUGUGCAGGAGUAAGGAUCCCCCGCCACCGGUCAAGACUAUCCAAGAAAUACUGCCUGCUCUUAAUGUUCUCAUCACACAUACAGAUAUCAGUAUUUUAGUAGACACAGUAUGGGCCAUCAGUUAUCUAACAGACGGAGGCAAUGAACAGAUUCAAAUGGUCAUAGACUCCGGUAUAGUGCCUAAACUGAUCCCGCUGCUCUCACACAAGGAAGUCAAGUGCCAAACUGCAGCCCUCAGAGCUGUUGGUAAUAUUGUCACAGGAACGGACGAUCAGACACAAGUGGUGCUCAAUUGUGAUGCCCUGUCUCACUUCCCUGCGCUAUUGUCACACCAGAAAGAAAAGAUCUGCAAAGAGGCCGUGUGGUUCCUAUCGAACAUAACAGCGGGCAACAAGCAGCAAGUGCAAGCCGUUAUCGACGCUGGUCUCCUGCCGAAGAUUGUGGACAACCUCAGCAAGGGCGAGUUCCAGACGCAGAAGGAGGCUGCGUGGGCUGUGUCGAAUUUGUGCAUUAGCGGUACUAAGGAACAAGUGGCCGCGCUUAUACAGUGCGGUGUGAUUCCUCCGCUGUGUAAUCUGCUCUCUUGUAAGGACACGCAAGUGAUCAAUGUGGUACUCGACGGUCUCAGCAACAUGCUGAAGAUGGCCGGUGACAAUGCUGACCAGGUGGCCAACAUGAUCGAGGAGUGCGGAGGCAUUGACAGGAUCGAGGAGCUGCAGGGACAUGAGAAGGUCGAGAUCUACAAGAUGGCAUAUGAUAUCAUCGAGCAGUACUUUGCUGAUGAGGAGGAAGACGCGACACUUGUCCCGACGACGGCAGAGCAGGGCUUCCAGUUCGAGCCGGCGCCCAGCGGCCCGCACGACGGCUUCCGCUUCUAGAGACACACACCACACAAACAUACAUACAUACACACCUCCACACAUCGACACUUGUCCAACAUCGUGGACGCUAAGACACCCCAUACUGUCUCUGAAGUCAUUGUUUUGGUAGAUUGUUUAGACGAAGCGAUUUCGGAACACUAUGGGACGUCUUUUAUAGUAACUAGGAUCAUAUAACUCCACGCGGACGGGAUCGACCAGCAAUGGACGACUGUAUCAUAUUAUGUAAACUGUAUAUUUUUUCAAUGAAUUCGCCGAAAAUCGGUCGCAGCAAAUCAUGAAUUCGGCCCCGCUCUCAAUCUCCCGGGAUCCCGUUCGCGUCGAAUUAUUCGCAUAGCAAUAAUGAGUGUCUGUUGUGAAAUAAUUUAUUUUAUUAAUAAAAUAAUGAUGAUGCGAUUAGACAAAUGUUUAUUUCGAAAUAUGUAAUUGUAUAGAACUCGAAUUGAGGUUACAUUUUAUCGUCGAUCCUAGCCGGCGGGGCUCGGGCCGCGAACCGCAGAGUCGCUAAUUCGUUAGUUAUUAGGGCGUUAGUACACUGACGCAUUCGCGUUCGGCAGCGAAACAACGAAAAAUCUGUCAGUAGUGUGGCAGGAUUUCGCAUAUAAUAUGUCUCACUCUAGCACAUAGAUAGAUGAAAUAGUUGCGUCCUUGUCAGUAUUGUUUCGCAAGGAACUGCGAAAUGGCCAUUACACUGAAGCAUUGCGAAAACAUUGCUGUGUUCCGUUCCGCAGAUAUUUCGCUACGAAGUAGUUUCGCAGAGAUUGGCUCACGCGAAUGCGUCGGUGUACUAACGGCGUUAUUAUUGAUAAAUAAUAAUAGUUGUGAGGUUCCCGCCGGAGCCUCGCCCGUCGAGUGUGGAGCCGGUCCGGCCGCUGGACCCACGACCGCGCGUUGUACCGCUGGCGGCUCGUCGGUUCACGGCCGUCGAGCAAAAAGGCCUUAGCACCGUGUUCGUUGUAAAAUUCGCGUUUUUAAAUACAUAAAUAAUUAAUUGUUGUUUGACAAUCGGUGCUACGGUUUCGUUGUGAUACAAAAUAUUGUGAUGUUUGAAGAUUUUUUCAUUGUUUUUUCGUAUUCGUAGGCUCGGCUGCGGGAGUGUGUUCCGGCGGCGACCGGUUCUAUAUUAUAUGUUGAGAAUGUUUGUCGAUAGCGUCUCGCUGUCGAUCUUUAUUAGCACAGAUCGGUUAGAUUGAUGAUCUACUACGUGAUGUAGUAAGUUUUAUGUGCUACGAAGACUGCUCCUCGUUGUAAAUUGCUUCAUUGUUGGAUUUAUUUUAAAAUCUCUUGUUAAUGAUCCGCCGGAACGCAUUCCCGCAGCGUCGACUCCAAAAUGAGGACGGACAGCAUAGCUUUAAAGUAAGUCCGGACGACUAGUGUAUCCGCUUACACAUUGCUUUUGAUAAUUAUAACAUAGUAUUUAUGUUUCGAUUUUAACUCGAAGUAUCGCUGAUACGGGACACGACGUGACAUUAUGUUCGGAUACGGAACCCAUUUGUAACUAUAUAACAAUAAAUUCUGUCCAAUU